GUAACUGCUGGGAAGGGUUUCAGGACAAUGGGACACAUUGUCAGGACAUGGACGAAUGUGUGACGGGUAACUUCACCUGCCCUGACAACAGUACUUGUACUAACACAAAGGGGAGCUACAAAUGUGCCUGUGACCCAGGAUUCUCAAGCAACCGCUCCCGGUGUUUGGAUGUAGAUGAGUGCUCCUUUCGGCUUCAUCCAGUGCCCUAAAUUCUCCAACUGUCUAAACACAGUUGGAUCUUUUGUCUGUAAGUGCUGGGAAGGUUACCAAGGCAACAACACUGCCUGUGAGGAUAUCAACGAGUGCCUAGACAACUCUACCUGCCCUGAGCAUAGCACGUGCAUCAACACCAACGGAAGCCACCUGUGUGUUUGUGACGCCGGAUUUUCCAGCGUGGGGGACGUGUGCGUGGACAUCGAUGAAUGCAGACGUGACGUGGAGCUGGGGAAGCUUUGCACCAAUGGCAAAUGUAUGAAUGCUAUUGGCUCAUAUUACUGUGAAUGCAGGAAAGGUUUCUGGAGUAAUGGGACAAAGUGCAUGGAUGUUGAUGAAUGCUCAGAUUUCCACAACUCUUCAGUGUGUCAGCGUCAUUCAACAUGCGUCAACCUCAUUGGGUCUUACCGUUGCCCCUGUAACGAGGGGUUUAUUCUAAAUGGGACAGAGUGUCAUGAUGUGGAUGAGUGUAGUGACCCCGGUGGAACCCCUUGCCCAGAGCACUCCUUAUGUAACAAUAGAGCAGGGUCUUUCUUCUGUCUGUGUUCUCUUGGCUACAAACCCACUAGCGUUGGCUGCGAGGAUAUCGACGAAUGCAAGGACAACACCACCUGCCGCUUUGACCAGGUGUGCACCAACCUGCCCGGAGCAUACAACUGCUCUUGCCCGUCGGGGUAUCACGAGGAGAAACAAGCGUGCGUCGACAACAAUGAAUGUGAGAAUUCACCGUGCCACCCCUCGGCUAGGUGCUGGAACACCCCGGGCUCCUUUUCAUGCCACUGCGCUCUAGGCUUCGCUGGAAAUGGCUCCUGGUGCAAAGACGUGGACGAGUGUGUCGCCCUGACCAAACCGUGCCACCCUCUAGCUCGCUGCUACAACACCCCAGGGUCAUUUGCAUGCAAGUGUAUGGCUGGCUUUGUGAGUAUCGGGCCACUGUGUGUAGACUUUGAUGAGUGCCAACAGGCUAACAGGCAGUGUCACCCUGCUGCCACGUGCUCCAACCAUGCAGGAGGCUUCACAUGCUCUUGCAGUCAGGGCUGGAUUACUUCCAAAGACAAUGGUCGUGGAAAAGGAGGAUGUGUAGACUUGGAUGAGUGUGUGUCACCCACGGCAUGUCCUGGGCAAACAUCCUGCACCAACCUGCCAGGGUCUUACAACUGUUCCUGUCCCCAAAACAGCACAGUGUGCAGAAUGAUGACUCAGAAGGAGAGCAGCCUUUACCCCUUUGGAGCAGAAGUCGGUGAUAAAGGAGUAAACAUGGACACAGAAGAUGGGAAUUCCCCAUACAUCACGCCACCAAUGGGUUUCCUUUUUAUGGGAAAAUUGUACGACAGGGUUUAUUUUUCAGACAAUGGCCUUGUCCACUUUCAAUCUGUUGCUGAGAAUGAGCAGUACCUGCUCCCUUCUCCGUCAGCCAGCGGUUUCCCCGACAACAUAAAUGCGACCCUGUUAGCUGCGUUCUGGGAUGAUGCCGACCUCACCCAGGGGGAUGGGCGGCUGCUCUAUCAGGAAUACCACAGGCUUGACAUGUCAGACGUCUACUCCCAGGUGGUGUUUAACCGGACGGCAGACGAUGUGACAAAGUUUGAGGAGGGGCGAGGCAAGCCCGCCUUCACCCCGGCCUGGAUCCUCAAGAUCACCUGGGACCGCGUGAUGCCCGUCUCCUUCCAGAAGGUCAACUUCUCAGAGACCAACACUUUCCAGUGUGUCCUGACCACCGAUGGAGCGCGCUCCUUUGCCCUCCUGAAAUACGGGGACAUGCUUUGGGGUCCUGGCCAGAGAAAGUACCACGACGCUCUCAUCGGCUACACCGAUGGAAAGUCCUCCCACAAGGAGCCCACUGUACCCCCAGAAAACCUUUUUGGGCCAGGCGGCCGAUACAGGCCCCAGCAGGUGAAAGGGGUCAUGGGAAAGUUGGGCCAGCUGGUGUAUGAUUUGACAGCGUCGGCGGGGUCGGCCGUGGAUUUCGGUGCGAAGUGCCAGGCGUGGGCGAUGAAGGAGCCCGACCCUGCUGCGUGGACAAAGGAGCUGUCUUCGUGUCCCUGCACCCGCGCCCAGGCUCUGGAGGACCUGUCCUUCAUGCAGGAUUCCACUGACGCGGGGCCGAGGGUGAAGACGCUGAGGGGUCAGCGGUGGGGGGGCGCAGGGGGACAUGUCUUCCAGUCCGUCCUGUCCAGCAGACAGGGUUCAGGGAAGAGAUGUGUGUAUGACCCAGAUGGUCCGCUGCUGGCUGGGUACAAUGAGCGCUACUUCUCCGGAAACAGCAUACAAAAACAUAUUGAUGAAGAUCUCCUGCCAUUCCAGUGGUGUUGUAUCGAUUCUCCUCUGUGCCACCUUUACCUCAACAAGAGACCACUGGACCGUUGCCAAGGUUGCAGCUGGUCCGGCACUGACGGCUGCACCCUAUCCAAGCAGGCGACGCAGGGUGUAGGCAUGGUGUACGGCAGUCUCCAUUUCAUCACCUUUGAUGGGACGGAGUACUCCUUCAAGGCCCUUGGCGAGUUUGUGAUAUUGCGUCUGUCCUCCGCCACCGGCUCUAAUAUCUUCACCCUGCAAGGACAGACUGACAAGCUCCAUACAGACGCAAAGGGGAUCAGUGAGGUCCCAGUGGUGGUGCGCAUGGCUGCCUUCCACCAAGGCAUUGGCAAGAUUGAAUGGAGAUGUGUGGAGAAAGGAGACGGGCUGCGGAUUUUUGUGGAUGAUGCUGAAGUCCCUGUAACAGUUGGUGUCGUGCACGUGGGUGAGAAGGACUUUGCGGUGCGCUGUAUGUCAGUAAUUCGCUGUGCAGCGGUGUACGCCAGUGGUCUCCACGUGGUGGCGUGGCGGGUGGUUGGUCAAAAUCAGCUGGCGGCCAUGGUGGAGGUUCCCCAGACCUUCUACAACCGCACUGUGGGUCUCAUGGGUCUCUGGAGCUCCAACCGAUUGGACGAUUUCCUCAUGUCCGACGGCAGGCUCCUCCCCUCGACCAACCUCAACCCCCCCUCAGAGGAGAGACUGCACGACUUCGGCUUGUCCUGGGCAGUUCCUGUCCCAGAGAGCCUGUUGUUCUCUUCUCCUCCUCUGGCUCCACUGGAGCCUGUCUCCUCUCAGCGACUGCUGGAGAGCGUCAGUCCUGCUGAGGUGGAGGACCUGAGGAGAACCUGUGAAGGCAGCAUGCAGUGUGUCUACGACACGCUAGCAACCGGCAGCUCUGACCUGGGCCUGCGGACUCUGGACGCCAAGAAACAAUACAACCAUCUGGCUCUGAUUGAUGGUAACAUGCCUCCCAUAGUGAAAGGGCCCGCAGUGAUCCGAGGUGUCGUCAACUCCACAGUCAACAUUCAGAUUGUCGCUCAGGACCUAAACGGAGACCCCAUCACCUACUCGCUGCUCAACCCCAGGCCUCCACGGACUUCCAUAGGCAGCAGCGACGGCAUCCUGACAUGGACGCCCCUGACCACGCAGCCUGUCCAGCUGACCAUUAGAGUCCGAGACGAGCUCACCAGCUCCCUGUUCACCCCCAUCCUGUACGUCUGCAACUGCCUCAACGGAGGGUCCUGCCAGUACGACAGCGCCACUAACAACUACCAGGGAACCUUCCAAGUGGUAGGGUGCCUGUGCCCAAAGGGAUUCAGUGGAAAGUUCUGUGAGAACACUGCUGACAUAUGUCAGGGCAAACCCUGUUUUCGUGGCGUGCAGUGCACGUCGGAGUCAAAGCCUGGCCAGUUCACCUGUGGAGAGUGUCCCAAUAAUACUUUCUCCGGGGGGAAAAAGGGAUACAAGUGCUUUGAGCAUGACCUGUGCAGCCCUCCUUUCCCCUUCCCCUGCCACAAAGACGCCGACUGCCUCAGCACCAAACAAAGCUUCGCCUGCACAUGCAAGCCCGGCUUUACAGGAGACGGCCACAGCUGCACAGAUAUAGAUGAGUGUGCCAUGCUCACAACUUGUCCCAAUGCUAAGUUUGAAUGUAAGAACCAACAAGGCUCUGUGGAAUGCAUCUGUAGAUACCAGAAGACCACGGACACUGUCGGAUGUGGUGACUCUGCCAAUCCUCCAGGGUAUAAUGUGUUUAACGUCUCCAUGGGCCGGAUGAAGAACAGACCUAAUGGACUCCAACAGCUGGUGGACAUUCUGUCCAUGGGUUUCCAGAACAAAUUCUACAACGCCAGCAGAAAGGAUCCGAUGCAGGGCUCCAAUCCCGAUGUGACGGAGUAUCGUAUCAACGUGUCCAGUGACACACCCCACUGGUACAUCAGAGACUACCUGGCCAGGAUCAGCAGCCACUAUGACAUCAGCAGCAUAGAAGUUGACGAUCUGGAUGAGUGUAAGACCAAGGAGGCGAGGUGCGCCCACCCUGCCCUCUGCACCAACACCUACGGAGGCUACAGGUGUGUUUGCAACGGCACAACCGAUGUGGAAAACACCCAGUCCUGUGUGAUAGGCCAAGAGAAGGUGACUGCUAUGGAACAACACCUUUUUCUGGGCCUGGUUCUGGGCAUCGGCAUCCCUCUGCUCUUGCUGCUGCUCUUGGCUGCACUGGCCUACUUCUUCUGCCGCAAGAAGACUGUUACCGGAGACCUCCAGCACAUGAUGCCAGACUACGUCCAGCAGCAGAACAACCCUCCGCCCUUCAACUACUCCGACCCUGCCCUGCAGUACAUUACCCACAGCAGCCCCCGGAUCCUGGACCACUACGUACCCAGGCAACGCCAUAGAUAGUACAUACUAAAACCACAUACACACACACUGGCUUGAAUAAGUUUACACACCCAUGUUAAAAUUAAUUAAAAAGAGGAAUAAAAAAACAUCUUUUGGAAAUUGAUCUGAAUGCCUUAAUUUGAAAAAAUUAGGAAAAUCCAA
Etheostoma spectabile (orangethroat darter) is the source of this 5052-nucleotide messenger RNA. RefSeq names its product mucin-4. Gene Ontology annotation, biological process: cell-matrix adhesion. Gene Ontology annotation, molecular function: ErbB-2 class receptor binding; calcium ion binding. Lineage: Eukaryota; Metazoa; Chordata; Actinopteri; Perciformes; Percidae. The coding region runs from base 175 to 4911 and encodes 1578 amino acids. The transcript is spliced from 21 exons. The record is from RefSeq and is a predicted model, not a curated record.